AUGAUUUGCUUGGCUCUGGCUCCUGUUGCCCUGGGAGCCAUAGAUUUCACCCCAGCUGGAAUAGCAGCAAGUUCCUAUGCUGCAGGCAUUCUGCCAUAUGCUGCUAUUGUCAAGUACGAAGAAGUGGCAGCAAAGAGUCUGGUGGAUGUUUUGCAGUCAGCAGUAACAGCUGUAGCUAUUGCAGCAGGCGCUGGUGGAGCAGUGGUCUCUGCUCCGUUUGUUCUGGGAGCCAUAGGUUUCACCUCAGCUGGAAUAGCAGCAGGUUCCUACGCUGCAGGCAUGAUGUCCACUGCUGCUAUUGCUAAUGGAGGAGGAGUUGCAGCAGGGAGUCUGGUGGCUAUUUUGCAGUCAGCAGGAAUGGCUGGUCUGUCUGGGACUGCUACUGCAGCCGUGGCCAGUGCUGGAGGAACGGUGGGAUUUUUGGCUACUCUCAUCUGAGAUGAAGCUGGAAAUCAUGAAGGGAUAAUACAUACGAGACAAUGUAUUUGCUUUUGUAAAUUAGAAACAAAUGCCAACAAUAUCAGUGAAGUCGAACUUUAUCUGUCAGUAAAGUAAAACUUGACUGAAAUCUGUGGGCAAAAAAUGUUUCUGUGUUUUUACAAAGCACAUUUAUAUUGUCAAAUUGUCCAAAAUAAAGAGUAACAAUGAAGGAAUAAUGA
Molecule: messenger RNA, 659 nt
Organism: Amphiprion ocellaris (clown anemonefish)
Lineage: Eukaryota; Metazoa; Chordata; Actinopteri; Pomacentridae
Product: interferon alpha-inducible protein 27-like protein 2A
Exons: 5
Coding region: 1-438 (145 amino acids)
Biological process (GO): apoptotic signaling pathway
Cellular component (GO): mitochondrion; membrane
Source: RefSeq, a predicted model, not a curated record